AUGAAGUUUAACUCUGUCGCCCUAACUCUGGCCACCGCCGGCUCCAUGGUUGCUGCCCAGCACCAGCACGGUCACCGUCACCACCACAAGCGCGAGGUUGUCACCGUUGACGGCCCCACGGUCGUUAGGUACGAGCUAGAUGGCCAGAUCAUCUCCGCCGAGGACGUGUGCCAGGGAAUCACCGACGGCGAUUUGGCCUGGGCUGAUGGCAAACCGGCCACCGACCCUUGCCAGACCAGCACCAGCACUCAGCAAUAUACCCCUACUGUUGCGCCCGCUAAGUUCAUCGAGACCUCAAGCUCGACCACGACUACCACGACCACGACCACCACCACGUCCACCACCACCGUGAGCGUACCAACAACCACUUCGACUAAGCCUGCUGCCACUUCCAGCGCCAGCUCCCCAGCCGCUACUGGAUUGGAUGCAGCCUUCCCCGACGGUGAAAUUGACUGCGGUACCUUCCCCUCCGACUACGGUGCCGUUCCUCUGGAUUACCUUGGUCUCGGUGGCUGGUCCGGUAUCCAGUACGUGACCAUCGUUGGCCAGCUCGUUAGCGAAAUUGUCACUGCCAUCACCGGUGAUAGCUGCACCGAAGGAGCCAUGUGCUCCUAUGCGUGCCCCCCGGGUUACCAGAAGGCCCACUGGCCCUCCGCUCAGGGCGCCACUGGCCAAUCCGUCGGUGGUCUGCGCUGCAAGGGGGGCAAACUCUACAAGACCAACCCUGACCUUUCGGAUACUCUUUGCAUUCAGGGAGUUGGUGGCGUCAAGGUCAAGAACACCCUCAGCCAGCAUGUCGCUGUUUGCCGUACUGACUACCCUGGUACCGAGUCUGAGACUGUUCCCGUCAGUCUCGCCGCUGGCGCUGAGGAUGAGUUGACUUGCCCCAACGGUGCCACUUACUACCAGUGGCAGGGCAAGACCACCUCUGCUCAAUACUACGUUAACCCCGCCGGUGUCUCUCAGGAGGAUGGAUGCCAGUGGGGUGAUGGCAGCAAGCCCAUCGGUAACUUCGCCCCCAUCAACCUUGGUGUUGGAGAGAACAACGGCAAAUGGCUCUCGAUCUUCCAAAACUCCCCCACCACCAACGAGAAGCUCGACUUCAACAUCAAGAUCAAGGGUGACAAUCUCAGCGGAUCCUGCAAGUACGAGAACGGCGUCUUCGUCUCCGACACUGGCUCCAAUGACUCAGGCUGCACGGUCCAAGUCAUGUCCGGUGAAGCCACCUAUGUGUUCUACUAG
This is a messenger RNA of Aspergillus calidoustus, 1242 nucleotides long. Lineage: Eukaryota; Fungi; Ascomycota; Eurotiomycetes; Eurotiales; Aspergillaceae. The record is from the annotation of a GenBank genome assembly.